AGGAGGAGGGAGGAGGCGGUAACAGCCACAACUCGGAAUUUGCAAGCGAGUGUCGGGAUGGGGUCUGUUUCCAACCAGCAGUUUGCAGGUGCGAAGCCGGGCGAGGAGCCGGCAGGAGACUCGCCCAAGGCCGAGAACGAGUCCCAGCCCCUGCACGGCUCCGGCAUCUGUAAAUGGUUCAACGUCCGCAUGGGCUUCGGCUUCCUCUCCAUGACCGCCAAGGGCGGCGCGACCCUGGACUCCCCCGUGGAUGUCUUCGUGCACCAGAGCAAGCUCCACAUGGAGGGUUUCCGCAGCCUGAAGGAGGGAGAAGCUGUCGAGUUCACCUUCAAGAAAUCAUCCAAAGGUUUGGAGUCCAUCCGGGUGACCGGCCCCGGGGGCGUCUUCUGCAUCGGCAGCGAGAGGAGGCCCAAAGGGAAGAGCCUGCAGAAGCGCAGAUCGAAAGGAGACCGGUGCUACAACUGUGGUGGGCUGGACCACCACGCCAAGGAGUGCAAGCUCCCUCCGCAGCCCAAGAAGUGCCACUUCUGCCAGAGCAUCAGCCACAUGGUCGCCAACUGCCCCGUGAAAGCACAGCAGUCCCCCAGCUCGCAGGGAAAGCCCGCCUACUUCCGAGAGGAGGAGGACAUGCACAGCUCGGCCCUCCUCCCCGAAACCCGGGAAUGAUGGUGGGUGGCAGGGAGAGGGGGCUUCCACCGGGAUGAGAAGGCUUUGGCAAGGCAAGGGACAGCCACGGGGCUCGGAGGGGAAGGACUGGGGAGGGGAGGUGGCGGUGGGGACCUGGUGUCCCUGCACAGACCUUUCUCCCAUGCCCAGGCUGGGAAAAGCCCCGUUAGCAUCAGGAUGGCUUGUUCCAAAAUGGGAAGGUGGAGCGCAACACACUUUUUCCCCGCUAAAAACCCCAAAUUUGAUUAAUCUUUAUUCUUUUCCUAAGUUAAGCCAGGCAGUUGUGUCUUGGGGAGGAGGAGCAGAGGGGCAACAUCCCAGGGAGGAGCUCAUGGCUCCUUGUUCUCCUGAGCUUCAAGCAGGCUCUGGCACAGCCUGGAUGAGCUGCAGGGAACCCGUUCCUGUGCCUGCCCCGGGAGGGAGGCUGAGGGAAAGGCUGCCUAUGGAGCACCAGGGAGAUGCCCGUGGGCUGGUCCCGCGGCUCCCUCUGCUCCUCAUGACUUCUCACUUUCAGGGAGGUGUGAGGGUUUGUGGUUUUUCCAUGGCUGCUCCACCACUAACAGUAGCUGAGCUGGAUUUGGGUUCAUUCUGGGAGGAAAUGGAUCAUCUCUUGGGGCUGCACUAACACCACCUGUUUGUGGUGCUGUGAGCUGCAGCUUGGGAGAGAGCAAGUCAAAGGAAAAACCACUUUUUUUUCCCCCCUAAUCCUCCCCAAGUGCCAGCCCAGAGAGCACAAGGUGUUUAAUGCAGCCAGCUCCUCCCCUCUCAGGCUUCUCGCAGCCUCCAGAACUUGGAGCUGGGGAAACCCCUCUGCUCCUCCUGCCUAUCCCACUCUGCAGAACCCGCUGGCUCUGGGGCUCAGCCUCCCCAGAGACAGGGGACGAGGCUGUCCUGGGUUAGUGGCUGCUGUCUCCCCUCCCCACAGCCCUUUCCAAGUCUUGCCUUUAUUUAUUGGCCCCUUCUCCCGGGGAGUCCCCGGGCCGUGCCGAAGCCAAGGCCAAGUGAAAGCUGCACUAGGACGUGCGUGAAUGACGUAUCUUUGGGUUUGUUUGUCGUCUUUG
Hirundo rustica (Barn swallow) is the source of this 1727-nucleotide messenger RNA. It is a transcript of the gene LIN28A, whose product is annotated as lin-28 homolog A. Lineage: Eukaryota; Metazoa; Chordata; Aves; Passeriformes; Hirundinidae. Bases 58 to 666 code for a protein of 202 amino acids. The transcript is spliced from 4 exons. Gene Ontology annotation, molecular function: nucleic acid binding; zinc ion binding. The record is from RefSeq and is a predicted model, not a curated record.